UGGAUGAUGUGGAACUGGCUGGUGUCUGCCCUUGCUGUAGGAGCCUCUGUUGUGUUGUAUGAUGGAUCACCUUUUAUUCCUUCACCAAAUGUCAUUUGGGACUUAGUCGACAAAAUAGGAAUAACCAUUUUGGGAACUGGAGCCAAGUGGUUGUCAGCUUUGGAAGACGGGGAAGUUCAGCCAAUUAGGACGCAUAAUCUAGCACGUUUACACACGAUACUGUCAACGGGCUCCCCCCUGAAACCGGCCAGUUAUGACUACGUUUACAACAGUAUAAAGCACGAUGUACUCCUUGGUUCUAUCUCAGGGGGCACAGACAUUAUUUCAUGUUUUGCCGGUCAAAAUCCAACUGUCCCUGUGUACCGUGGAGAAAUUCAAACAAGAAACCUUGGAAUGGCCGUGGAGAGCUGGAACGACGACGGUGAAGCUGUAUAUGAUCAGAGCGGAGAGCUGGUUUGUACCAAACCCUUCCCUUGUAUGCCUAUUUACUUUUGGAAUGACCCUCAAGGCCUCAAAUACAAGAAAGCCUACUUCAACAAGUUUGUAGGUGAGCUUCAAAAUAGCAUCUAUUGCACUUCAGGCUACGAUGCAAUUUUGACGAUCGGUUUCAACUUGAUUGUUGGGUGUUGUUGUUGUUUCAGUGAUGGCACCCUCAACCCAGCUGGUGUGAGAUUUGGGAGUGCGGAAAUUUAUAAUAUUGUUGAGAGAUUCGAAGAAGUGGAAGAUAGUUUGUGUGUUGGUCAACAGACGAAGGAUGGAGAACGGGUGGUUCUUUUUCUGAAGAUGAGCAACGGAUUCAGAUUUAACGAGGAGCUUGUGGCGCGCGUGAAGUCUACGAUCCGACAAAGGCUGUCUGCCAGACACGUCCCAGAAAUUAUCCUGGAAACAAAAGAGAUUCCUUACACAGCAAGUGGGAAGAAAGUGGAAGUUGCUGUCAAACGGAUACUUGCAGGAGAACACAUCAAAAACAGAGGAGCUUUAGCAAACCCGAACUCCUUGGAUCUUUACUAUGGCAUAGCUGAGCUCAAUCAAGGAUAAAAUUUAUAAAUCCAUGUCUAAGAACACGCUUCAUCUAACUUGAAAACAAACAGACAAACGCUCGAGUGAAACUAACAUGUUAAAUGUGUCAAACUCAAAAAAUAUCAACCAUGGGCCGUGGUGGGAAAUUUUUUAAAACCUUUCGGGGAUAUUGGAAGCAAAUCCGCGCAAGCAAAAAUUGUUAUACUAAAAAUUCUUUCAGAAAUUUUAAGCAACCAGUCAAGGAAUUAUUCCCGUGCUCUCCGAUACUUUCCUGGUUCUUCAAACACAAUCAUAUAUUCCCAAUCAAAUCACAAAGAAAAAAAAAUUUAUUUUGAAUUUUUCUGAAAUUUUUAUGGGCCGACUGAUGCCCCAGUAAAUGACGUGUUCGGGCUCACGUGACUAAGGAAACCCUCUCACUGCGCUACAUGUCACUCCAAUAUGUUUCGAAAAGCAUCGAUUCGCAAGAAAUUGUACGCUUCUUUUACAUAAAGAAAAUCAGGGAUAGGUUAUUUAAUUGUCGAAAGCGGGCACUGUGCCACUUUUGAUAAACCUUAAUAUGUUAUUGCACAGUUAGCUAGAUUUUAAUCCAAAGGUAAAGAAAGUAUUUAUACAGAAGUAAAUAUUUUUAGUCACAGUGGGUACAUAGAUGGUGCAAUGCACAUACCUGAUGCUAAAGCUUUGUUUUAUUUGAAGGUUGGGAACUAUUCUUUUAGUAGCAUGACUUGGAAUCAAUAAAUUUAUUUUAUUUUUAACAAGGUCACGAUGAAUUAUGCGCUAUAAUUCCCUUUGAGGUGAGAUUUCUGCUAAGUCAACUUGAAAUUCGGCACCUCGUAAAAGUACCUCUGAAAAUUUCCUGUCUUUAAGGACACAGCGAACACGCUAUGGAAUUCCUUUUUCGAGUUGCGCUAGCUGGCUCAUUUGACGUCUUUGUAUGGUAUUAGACAAAAGGGAGCAGAGAGAAAAUUAAGGUAAAUGUUGCUUCUCUCCUCUUGUUUACGACAGAAUAAAAACAUCGUGAACAGCUCUAAA
Pocillopora damicornis (cauliflower coral) is the source of this 2049-nucleotide messenger RNA. RefSeq names its product acetoacetyl-CoA synthetase. NCBI's taxonomy places the organism in Eukaryota, Metazoa, Cnidaria, Anthozoa, Scleractinia, Pocilloporidae. Gene Ontology annotation, biological process: lipid metabolic process. The record is from RefSeq and is a predicted model, not a curated record. Gene Ontology annotation, molecular function: acetoacetate-CoA ligase activity.